UUGAGAUUCAGUCUCUGCAUGACGUAUCUUUAACCUCAAUUUUUAAAAAUGACAUAAUUGAUAAAAAAUGAAUAACAAUAUUGGGAGCUUCAAAAAAGUCAAAAUCGAUUUACAGAUGCCUGUUUAACAAAAUGAGUCAAGUAGUUUUGAGAAUCAAGCAUAUUGCUAUCAUUAUAGUUUCCGUCAUUGUUGUAAUAUAUGUGUUGGUCAGAAUUCUUCAUGAUGAUCAUAUUCAUCAUUUCAAGGACUAUAAACGAAAUGUUGAAGAUGAAUUAAAUCUUCCAGUUGAUAUCAAACUCGCAACUUCUUUAUUAAAUGAUGCACACCGAAAAAUAGAAGCUUUAGAAGAAAAAAUAUUGUCGCUAGAAUCAAGAGUUCCAAAGACUUACCAAGAUGUUAAAUUUUUAAACUACCUUAAUAGAAAGCGAAUUCUAGUAACAGGAGGAGCAGGAUUUGUAGGGUCCCAUCUAGUAGAUAAAUUGAUGCUGGAGGGACAUGAAGUCAUUGUAGCUGAUAAUUUUCAUACUGGAAGGAAGAGUAAUGUUGAGCAGUGGGUGGGACAUGAAAACUUUGAACUCAUCCAUCACGACAUAGUGUAUCCAAUAUAUAUUGAGGUUGAUGAAAUAUAUCAUCUUGCUAGUCCAGCAAGUCCUCCACAUUAUAUGCACAAUCCUGUAAAAACAAUCAAGACCAAUACAUUAGGCACUAUCAAUGUUUUAG
This is a messenger RNA of Leptinotarsa decemlineata (Colorado potato beetle), 720 nucleotides long. It is a transcript of the gene Uxs, whose product is annotated as UDP-xylose synthase. Gene Ontology annotation, biological process: D-xylose metabolic process. The record is from RefSeq and is a predicted model, not a curated record. Lineage: Eukaryota; Metazoa; Arthropoda; Insecta; Coleoptera; Chrysomelidae. Gene Ontology annotation, cellular component: cytoplasm. Gene Ontology annotation, molecular function: NAD+ binding; UDP-glucuronate decarboxylase activity.